Knipowitschia caucasica is the source of this 1542-nucleotide messenger RNA. NCBI's taxonomy places the organism in Eukaryota, Metazoa, Chordata, Actinopteri, Gobiiformes, Gobiidae. The record is from the annotation of a GenBank genome assembly.
AUGAAGAGAAAAGGAGGAGGAAGCAUGUCCGCUGGAGCCUGCAGUCACCUGUUGCGGGGCGCCUGGCUGCUCUGCUGCUGCCAAGUUGUUCUUGUGGCUGCGUCCAGGAGUAAACUUUGGGACGUCCCGGUCUCUUCUAACGUCAGCCACAGUCUUCAGUGGGAGCCAGAGUGUCCCCUGCAGGAGAAGGCAAAGAUCACAGCCAGUGUCCCUCCAGCGCUGGAUGGUACCUGGGUGUCUACAAGAUGUGAAGUUCGUCCAGGUCCAGAGUUCCUCCUCCGCUACUACUCCUUCCACCCGACGCGCCACCUACAGGCGGUCCAACACUACUACACCGACAGCACCUGCGAGGACCCUGCCUACUCUCUCCUCAUUCGUGGCAAGCUCCGUCUGCGUCAGGCCUCCUGGAUCACCCCGGGGGCCACUGAGACUGACCACCACAUCAACAAAGUGGCCAUCGUGGUCCACAACCACUCGGCGAAGCAAAGACUGGCCUCCCGCCUGCCCCCGUCCUGCGUGGGGAUGAUCCUGAGCCGUGUGGUCCCGGGGAAGUUGUUUGAGCUGCACAACACCAGGGCAGGCCGGGUUUGUCUGUCCGCUUUGGGCUUUUCCAUGAUGGAGCUGGGGCUGGUCCGGGUGGAGACACGACAGUUGGCCAAUGGAGGAAAAGUCCAGGAGAUGUUUCUGGGUGAUAUUCACACACAGUGGACACAGAGGACGCACCAUAUACCUACGGGGUACCAGGCGCCCCUGCAGAACGUGAUGCACCACAUCCAUCCCUGCCCCGUGUGCGCCCUGGUCUACCGCUCCACAGAGCUGCGUCCCCCGGCCUUUCCCCGCGGACCCUCUCCUCCUUUGCAUCUGUCGGGACGAUGGGUGAGCCAGCGCUGCGAGACCCGGCCCUCUGCCCUCUUCCUCACCCGAGACUUCACCUUUGAGCCCGACAUGCACCAAUGGAGGGGUAUCUACCGGCACUACUCGGACCCGUCUUGCUCCCAACCCACCUUCACUCUCACCGCGUCCGGACACUACGCUCAAGGCAACCCGUCCACCAAGAUCACCACGGCGACCGAGUUAGUCUUCAAGGUUACUCAGGUGCGAGUGACGCCCUUGGACGAAGCUACGGCCAAGUUGCUCAGCUCCACGAGACCGGGGAAGUGCGGUUUGACGGGAAGUUGGGAGGUCGGGAUCGAGCAAGACAUUACAGCAUCACACGGGUGCACGGCUUUGGGUAUCAAACUGCCCCAUAAGGAAUACGAGCUCUUUAAAACUGAGCUGGACCACAGAAAACAAGCGCUGCUGUUCAUUGGGGAAAGGCCCACGGAUGGAUCAAGCCCGGACCGACAGCAAAAGAGGCCCACUUCCUUCCAGACGCCCCUGGUGCAGUGUGCUGGAGGGCAAGAGGAGAGACUACCCUCCCCUGGGCAGAGAUUAGGUUCCCAUAGCAGGCAAAUUCAGCUGUCGUCCGGCGGGACAGAGCGAUGGAGAGGACAUCUGCUCGUGCUGGGCUUGGUACUGUGCACCUGGGUGUGUGUUUACUAG